AAAAAUAUAGGCCAAAUACAUUUUCUCUAGUUUCUUGCCAGCGAUUUUUGGCCGAUUCGGUAGGAUAAAGGCAGCGGCGGCUAACAUCUGAAUAAAAAGGAGCGACGGCGGCGAUUUACAAUCGACUUGCUUCUACUUCUGUUUCCACCGAUCUUGUUGAUCUUUUCUUUUUUUUUUAAUUUAAUUUGUUUAAAGAAGUUAAUGAGUAAAAUUUAUUAAUAUUUGUCGUGAUAAUGUAGCAACAACGUCUCUCUGGAUGCCCUUAUCUUAAAGAGAACAUAUUUACAUUCCAAAUUGAAUAUGCAAUUUAUUAAGGAAAUUCUAUAGAGCUUCUCAAGUCUUAAUCCGCACCAAAGGCCAAAGCCAUCGGACAAAAUAGUGAGAUCAAAAGAAUGCGUGAAAUUCCUACCAAACAAACAAAUCCUCUUAACACCAAUGGAGCAUACACUGUGGGACCAAGCAUCAGCAAUUCGUCCAACGUGGAGGCCGUAAACGAACAAUAUCAACAAUAUAAACAUCUAAUGCAACAACGUCAAUGCCCCCAAGAAAGUAAUUAUCAACAAUGGAAGCGAAUGGAAAUCAGUUCCAUAUGCCCCGGUGGCAGUGCAUCAUCUCAUUGUACCAUAAGCUAUUUGGAAAUAUGUUCCACAGCCUUAUCCAUAAUAAUGAGAGCAAUGACUGUGUGUAUAAAUAUUAAAUUGGCUGUUGAUUAUCAACGUCAAGGACAUCAAGAUUACUUUAUAUGGACCGUUAUAUGCAUUGUAACCCCAAUGAUUAUAACAAUGCUCAUACAUGCAAAUAUGUGUUAUCAAGAUGGCAAAUUUAGCAAUGGGUGUGGUCAAAUUUUACAGACACUGUUUUUAGUUUUGGUAUCGUCAUUUUUCUUUCGCUAUUGGAAGUCGUUUGUCUAUGCCAUAAAAUGUAAAAAGGCUCAACUGGUUGGUGAUAAACAGGCUCAACUGAAAUAUUACAAAUUAAAUAUUCGUGAAGAGAGUGAUGUUGCAUUUAUACGCCUGUUUGAGUGUUUUCUCGAGGCAGCACCCCAAAAAAUUCUGCUCAUAUCAAUUAUUUUGGCCCACAGAGAUAAAAUGUCAAAUGCUCAAAUCAUUGCCAUAAUUUCAUAUUUUGGCAGUAUGGCCUGGUCUCUAUCCGUUUACCAUCGUUACAAUCGUUAUUCGCAGAGUGAUAAAUACAAUAUAAGUACAAAUGGUGUUAUAUUACAACUUUGUUGGCAUUUUUGUAUAUCAGCCUCCCGUACCUUAUGCAUUGCAUUUGUUGCCAGUGUAUUUCCCCUGUGGACGUUAUUGACCUGUCUAAUACAUGCUCUAGUCUUUGGUCUCGUAACAUUUUUAGUUGAUCGCCCAAAAUUUGCCCGCUCACAGUUGGGUAAUUUCUUCUUCUGUCUAAUAUUGGGUGUUGUAUAUAUUUUUACAUACAUUUCGGUACGUGAUGCACCCACACGUUAUAAAUACUUGUUUUAUUAUAUGUUUUGUUCUAUGGAAAAUGUGAUCUGUAUUGCAAUAUUUGUAUUAUUUGCCUCACCCGAUUUAAUAUCAAUUGGAUAUCUAUUUUAUCCAUUAUGUGCAAUGGGUUUUUCAUUUUAUUAUAUUGGCAUUGUAUUUAUGAUAAUAUAUUAUUUAUAUUUUCAUCCACGCAUUACGGCACGAACAUCGAAACGUAUUAUAAAUAAUAAUUGAGUUCAGAUUAUUACAAAGUCACAAAUGUUUUUGAUAUUGCAAUAAAAUUUAGUGAUAUAUAUAGGCUCUGAAUAUCCACCGGAUUGAGAGGUGUUCAAAAAUGUAUGUAAAUGCAUGUGUAUUUUUUAGUAAUAUCUUUAAGAUCCUGAGUGAAUUUAUGAUAAAAAAUAAAUUAAGGAGCAUUUGCCCUAAAAAUAUAUUUUCAGGGUACAGUAACCUCCCGAAGAAUAUAUGAACUUACAAUGAAAAACAAAAUAGGUAACGACAAAUGUAGACAUAAAACGGCAAUAUUUAGCAUUAUUGUUAAACAAGGUUUUUAUAUUUGAAAAAAAAAUGGAAAAUAAAAUAAAAACGAUAUUUUUUACAAUAA
Musca domestica (house fly) is the source of this 2067-nucleotide messenger RNA. RefSeq names its product XK-related protein 4. The coding region runs from base 393 to 1697 and encodes 434 amino acids. The transcript has 5 exons. The record is from RefSeq and is a predicted model, not a curated record. Gene Ontology annotation, cellular component: plasma membrane. Gene Ontology annotation, biological process: phosphatidylserine exposure on apoptotic cell surface; apoptotic process involved in development; engulfment of apoptotic cell. Lineage: Eukaryota; Metazoa; Arthropoda; Insecta; Diptera; Muscidae.